This is a messenger RNA of Nelumbo nucifera (sacred lotus), 1088 nucleotides long. RefSeq lists its product as uncharacterized. The record is from RefSeq and is a predicted model, not a curated record. NCBI's taxonomy places the organism in Eukaryota, Viridiplantae, Streptophyta, Magnoliopsida, Proteales, Nelumbonaceae.
AAAGGCAAGACUAAUUAAAGCAUCCGAGAGAAAGAGAGUUGGAUGCUAUGUCCAUCUCUCCAUGCGGCCCAAACAAAGCAAAGAUGCAUAAAACUAGUAGCUGCGUUACUUCCUCACUAAGAGGCAUCGCUGCUAUCGUUGGGGUCGGCCCCAAGCUCGGCCGCUCCAUUGCCCGCAAGUUUUCCCACCAAGGCUACACCGUCGCCAUCCUCGCCCGAGACCUAGAUAAACUGUCGAGAUUUGCGGACGAGAUAGCAAGAGAAGAAAAGGCUCAGGUGUUCGCCAUCCGCAUCGACUGCUCCGACUCUCGAAGCAUUCGGGAGGCAUUCGAGGGGGUUCUAUCUCUUGGUUUCGUCGAAGUUCUGGUUUACAACGCAUUCCAGCCCGAUUCAUGGCAUCCCACCAGCUUCACCGAUAUCCCCAUCCAAUCAUUCAAGAAAUCCCUCGCCGUCUGUACCGUCGGCGCUUUUCACUGCGCCCAACAGGUUCUGCCGGGCAUGAUUGAAAGAGGGAAGGGAACUAUCCUCUUCAGUGGCUGCUCUGCUUCUGUCAGCGGUGCUGCUGGUUAUUCUGAAUUAAGCUGUGGGAAAUUCGCGCUGAGAGGUCUGGCGCAGUGCCUGGCGAGGGAGUUCCAUCCUUUGGGCAUCCAUGUGGCUCAUGUUAUCAUCGAUGGUGUCGUCGGCCUACCUAGAUCACCACCGACGCCUCAUGGUAAUACAUCUCUGGUUGGGAAGCAACAAUGCGGAGGAGGCGGGUCCAUGGAUCCGGACGCUUUGGCUCAGACGUACUGGCACUUGCACGUCCAGGACCGAGGUGCUUGGACCCAGGAGGUCGAUCUUCGAUCUCCAACUACAGAUAAUUCCGGGUAUCGUCCCACCUUCUAAGAUUCUCUCCUCUAUAUACAUAGAUCGAUUUCCUGACCCCCUCAAAGUUUAUAUAUAUAUAUAGUGCAAUAAUAAAUGGUGUGGUGCCGCUUCUGCUUAAUUAUAUGCGUAAAUGGCGUGUUAAAGAAUUUAAAAUUCUGAAGUGUAGUGCAUUAUACUCUCGUUAAUGAAAGAUUUCAAUUAGUAUAAAGCUUCCACUUGUAA